AGAAUCUCAGUUAGCGAAAUUCAGUCAGUGAACCAAGUUACUGAGUUGAAAAAACUCGUUCUACUGACUGCUCUCAGUGUUUAAUUUGCUCGAAGCGAAGUCACAAGAGUCGCAAGAUACGGCAAUUAGAUAUAGAAAGAUAUCACAGAUAAGUGAGAUGGCAGCCAGCAAGUCACAAAUAGAGGAGCUAUACGAUUUCAUCCAUCCGCUGGCAGUGAAAGCUGGGGAAAUCCUACUGGAGGGUUAUGAAAAUGCCGGGAAAGCUGUCUCCCUCAAGGAUGGAGAAUUCUACAAUGUAGUCACUGCCUAUAACAACCAGAUCGAAGAGUUUCUCAUGGAGACGAUACUGGCUAGCUAUCCGGAUCACAAGUUCAUUGGCGAGGAGGAUACCCACAAGAACAACAACGUGACUAAAGAGCUCACGGAUGCGCCCACUUGGAUCAUAGAUCCCAUCGAUGGCACUUCCAAUUUCAUUAAGCAGAUCCCACAUGUCUCCGUUUCGAUUGGUUUGUCCAUUAACAAGCAGAUUGUACUGGGGGUGGUCAAUAAUCCUGCCCAGAGAAAGCUAUAUACAGCUAAAUUGGGACAGGGUGCCUUUUGCAAUGGGAAACCCAUCCAUGUGAGCAGCUGUGAGCAACUUAACGAUGCCAAUGUGGCUUAUGAGGUUUGUUUGCUGCACGCUCCAAAGAUUCGGAAUAAACAUAUCAAGAGGAUUUACCAUGUGGGAUCCAAUGCCAGGAGACUCCUUGCCUAUUCAGCUGUGGUGGAUUCACUUUGCAUGGUGGCUGCCGGUAAUCUGGAUGCCUUUCACAUCGAGGACAUGUAUCCCUGGGAUUGUGCCGCUGGCUACUUGCUCAUCCGUGAGGCUGGCGGAGUGGUCACCCAUCCGUAUGGUGGACCUUUUGAUAUCAUGAAACCCGAUUUAAUCUGCGCCGGAACGGAGAAACUGAGAGCGGAGAUAGAGAAACUCAUUCGGAAGGCCGAUCAGGAGGAGCAUGUUGGCGGGGAAUGAGUUUUAAAACCCUGAGAGCUUUUGUCAACAAGAAUAUAAUCUUGUCGUCAAACAUUGAAGAGCGCAUCAUUUAAAUGGGGGGUUAAGAUAAUGAGGGAAACUGCAAAUCAUCAUGCAAACACAGUUUUAGAAACUAGGUUUAUUAUGUUGGUUCUAUAAUAUAAAUGGAAUAAUAUCAGAUUGUUUGUACGCUUACAAACCCCGACAUUACAAUAUUGACUACAAAAUUCUGGAACUACUUUAAAUGCACAAAACAAUAUUUUCAAUUAAAUUUUUUUUUUAUUAAAUCAUA
Drosophila ficusphila is the source of this 1304-nucleotide messenger RNA. RefSeq names its product inositol monophosphatase 1. Lineage: Eukaryota; Metazoa; Arthropoda; Insecta; Diptera; Drosophilidae. Gene Ontology annotation, molecular function: inositol monophosphate 1-phosphatase activity. The coding region runs from base 158 to 1012 and encodes 284 amino acids. The transcript has 2 exons. The record is from RefSeq and is a predicted model, not a curated record. Gene Ontology annotation, biological process: phosphatidylinositol phosphate biosynthetic process; inositol metabolic process; signal transduction.